Coregonus clupeaformis (lake whitefish) is the source of this 1430-nucleotide messenger RNA. RefSeq names its product nectin-3-like. The record is from RefSeq and is a predicted model, not a curated record. Gene Ontology annotation, biological process: heterophilic cell-cell adhesion; homophilic cell-cell adhesion. The transcript has 9 exons. NCBI's taxonomy places the organism in Eukaryota, Metazoa, Chordata, Actinopteri, Salmoniformes, Salmonidae. The coding region runs from base 309 to 1430 and encodes 373 amino acids. Gene Ontology annotation, cellular component: adherens junction.
AAGAAAGUUAUUGUCUUUAGAAAGAAGAAGGGUAAGAAGUGGUUAACACAUGAUACAUUGAAGAAAAUAGAUGAGAGAAGGCUGGCCAUAGAUAAACUGCUGAGCGCAAAAUCACCCAGGCUGAUAGCACAACAACUAUAGACUUCAAUGGCAGAAGAUUGUUGCAGUCUUAUAUCCCACUGGGACGAAGAGGACUAAGUAAGUGCAACAGGACGUUUGUCUGUCAGCACAAACAGCAAAAAACAAAUGUCUCUACGCUAGUUCAGCAGAGGAACUAACAUUCAUCAAAGCAAUGAGAGGAGCAAAGCAUGUUACGGAAGCUGUGCUGUGUGAUUCUACUCAUCAUCCAGAGGGAUACAGAAAGUAUACGGGUGAUUGGUGGAUGUAGGACUGUGGUACAGGGGGAGGAUGUGGACUUAUCCUGCAGACUGAUAGAGACAACCGAGGACCUCGAACAGAUAACAUGGCAGAAAAGUACUUUGGAAGAAACACAGAACCAUAAUUUUCUGCUGAUUAAUCCCAAUGGGGUUACGAACUUUAUUGCACCAAAUGGAUUGAAAGGUAGAGUCCAGUUUAUUGGGAACCCAUCAGAAAACAUUGGAUCUAUUAGAAUAACAGCUGUCAGACUGUUGGAUGAAGGCACCUUCACAUGUAUCUUCACUAUUUUCCCCAGUGGAGCAUACAAUAUAGAGAUUCCUCUGACUGUGCUUGUUCCUCCAGUGGUGAGGGUGACAGUUGAUGUUCCUCCUGUCAUUGGGGAGAAUGAGGUUGUCUUGGCAACCUGUGUGGCUGCUGGUGCCAAGCCACAGGCAGAAGUGAAGUGGAUUUCAGGUACAUUCGGCAGUUUGUUGAGGACAAUGACAAACUCCACCCAGCACGCCAAUGGAACUACCACAGUACUCAGCCACCUGCUCGGGGUGCCAACCAGAGCAGCCAAUCAGCAGCAGGUCCAGUGUGUGGUCAACCAGUCUGCCCUGGCAACAGAAAGGAGCUACAACUACACCAUAAACAUCCACUAUCCACCUCAGUCAGUGAACAUCACCCUUAGUGAGGCCUCUAAAGCCACAGUCUUCCUAUGUGUAGCAGAUGGCAACCCACAACCCAACUACACCUGGAGCAGAGUGGUCCAGCCAUGGCCUGUGUCUUCAGUGAGAGCAGAGGGAGACAUACUGCACCUCCUCAGUCUCAGCUCUGAGCUGAAUGGUCUCUAUGUCUGUGAGGCCUCCAACCUAUACGGACGAGCAACUGGCUCCCUCUAUGUACACACAUCCUCUGAGACCUCUGCUGCCUGUUGGGUUCUACUCAUUGUCAUUCUAUGUCUGAUUGUUACUGCGGUUGCACUCGUAUGGUACUGGAGGAAAUACGGACAGUGUCCUUGGAAUUCAAUCAUGGCCAAUCACCAGUUCCAGGCACCCCCCACAGGUAUGUGA